CGAGGGCGUCGAGUGCGCAUGCCUACCGAGCAAUGGAACACAAAAGGGCAGCCGCGUAUUGACUGAUUCGCAAGAAAAACACACGAGCACGACGGACAAUUUUCCCUGAUCUUAUCUACCUCGAGAAACGUUCACGACUGCGUCUCAAGCCUCGAAUUAAGUGCCCUUGGAGAUGUCCGCGUGAGGCUGCCCAUUAUGUCCAAGCCGCCCAACGAGAAUCUGCCGGCCUACAAGCUGGUGGUGGUCGGCGACGGAGGCGUCGGCAAGAGCGCCCUCACCAUCCAGUUCUUCCAGAAGCUCUUCGUCACCGACUACGACCCCACCAUCGAGGACAGCUACAUCCAGCACACCGAGGUCGAUGGAAAAUGGUGCAUCCUCGAUGUUCUGGACACGGCCGGCCAAGAAGAGUUCAGUGCCAUGCGGGAGCAAUACAUGCGCAAGGGCGACGGUUUUUUACUAGUCUACUCUGUCACCGACAAACAGAGCUACGAAAACAUAGUCAACUUCCACACUCAAAUCCUCAGGGUGAAGGACAGAGAUGUGUAUCCCAUGCUUUUGGUAGCAAACAAAGUGGAUUUGGUGCACCUGAGGAAGGUGACUGAGGAGCAAGGUCGGGAGCUGGCGCACCGACUCGGCAUUCCCUACAUUGAGACCAGUGCCAAGGACCCUCCGCUGAACGUCGAUGCCGCUUUCCAGGAGGUGGUUCGGAUCAUUCGGAACCAGCCAGCUUUCGACCUGGAAAAAGGCCGGAGGGGUCGUCGGAGGUGUUGCAUUGUAUAAGGAGAGACUCACUCUGUGUUCACGAAGGACUUUUCGCACAAAUCUUCGACAAAACUUUUUACAAACAACCAACCGUGUGGACUGCAUUUAUUUUUUGCAUAAAAAUCCGCAGAAUCGAGAGAGACUAACUAACUAUUAUACAUCGUAAUCUAUAAAUGUUGUUGUCAGACAAAGUGUCAGCAGAAUCGCUCUAUUUGAUUUGCGAACGGCAACUAAUUCAGCUCAAUUUGGACAAUUUCGUUUCCUACACACUCAACACUAGCUGGUAAGGCCGCGAUUUUUGUAGAACACAGUCGACAAUCUAUGCCAUCGGCAGAUAUAGACAGAAAAAGAAAUAACGUGCAUUUUCCUAUAUACUUUGUGUAGCAGCGAACAAUACACAUGAUCUGGUAUCAAUUUUAAGUCUUGUCGCGAGAAUACAAAAUGCAACACGCUGUGAGUGUCUAUAUGGGUGUUGCUAAUUUUACUAUAGGAGCCACGCCUUCUAAAAGGCCUGUGUGUUCUAAACACUUAAUUUGUUUAACCGAAUCAGAGGUGGCUCAAGUCCAUUUUAAAUUAUCUCUUUUGUGAUUUUCUUGAUGUACACGCGUAUUUAAUUAUAUUAACUGAAAUCAGGUCGGUAGCGCUAACGCUAUUUUAGAGUAUUUCUAUUAUUGCAUUUCUCUUGACAGCUACCGCGCAGCGUAACCACUAAUAUACUCAUCUGCAAGAAGCCAAAGAUGCUGACAAAGAUUUAUUUUUCACUGUUUGUAGUUACUUAUGUGUGAAGCGCAAAGUUUAUGUAUAGUUACGAAAAUAAAGCAAAUAUACACAACGGA
Molecule: messenger RNA, 1598 nt
Organism: Cloeon dipterum
Lineage: Eukaryota; Metazoa; Arthropoda; Insecta; Ephemeroptera; Baetidae
Product: ras-related protein M-Ras-like
Exons: 5
Coding region: 196-780 (194 amino acids)
Biological process (GO): Ras protein signal transduction
Cellular component (GO): plasma membrane
Molecular function (GO): GTP binding; GDP binding; GTPase activity
Source: RefSeq, a predicted model, not a curated record